AUGAGGCCCACCCAGCUGCUCGCGGCCGUCGUCGCCCUGUCGUCGCUCUCUGCGGCGUGGCCUGAGGCUUUUCAUAAUGCGAAUGCACUGGCUGAUGUGCGUGAGGCCCUGUAUGGACGACAGGACAACUCAGGUUCCUCCAAGCCCACUGCCACCGACGAUGCCAAGUCGACCGGCGACUCGCGGCCCUCGAACAGCGAUGCCAGCCAGACGGCCGAAUCGACAGCCAAAGAAACAGGCAAGCAAUCCGCAUCUGGUUCAGACUCACAGAGCUCUGGCAAGGUCACUGGCUCCAUCACCAGCUCAGCAAAAAGCACAGCAACCAAAUCCACCAAAUCAAGCUCCAUCGAUCCCCGAUCGCCUGCCGGUGCUGUCUCCAUGGUGACCCCAUCCGCCCUGGCUGGUUCCCAGUUCUACAAGAUCGGAGAUUGGGUAACGUUUGCGUGGAACUACACCAACCUUCUUGUAACGCCUGCCGCUGUUGACGUGCUUGCAACAUGCACCGCAAACCAGGCCACAUAUACACUCGCUGUGAACAUGACGGUGCACGAGACAGGCCGAGUACUGUGGGAUACCGGCGCCUACCAGAGUAGUGCAACUGUGCCCUUGCUAACCGAAACGUAUACCCUGCUCAUCUACGAUGCCGAAUCCAGCGUCAGCGCGACGGCGAAGCCGGGCUACCUCGGUGUUUUUAAUCAAUUCCAAUUCGGCAUGUAUACACCGCAGCCAUACACGCCAUGGGCUGACUACAAAUGCUCAACUUGCAACUCCGCCCUCUCCUCCCUCGAACGCAUGACGCUCAAAGCCCUCCUCUUCACUACUGGCACAACUAUCGCUUCACUCCUCUACUUCACCUAUAGCUUCGGGAUGUGGUAA
Lindgomyces ingoldianus is the source of this 876-nucleotide messenger RNA. RefSeq lists its product as uncharacterized. The record is from RefSeq and is a predicted model, not a curated record. NCBI's taxonomy places the organism in Eukaryota, Fungi, Ascomycota, Dothideomycetes, Pleosporales, Lindgomycetaceae. The transcript is spliced from 3 exons. Bases 1 to 876 code for a protein of 291 amino acids.